AUGAAGUGUUCAUUUGGUAAACAGUCCGGGACAAUUUCCUUUUUUAGUAUGGAAUGUUUCCUAGAAUUACUGGAUGCGCUAGAAGAAGAAAAGAUGACGGUAGUCGGUUCGGAAGAUCAUCAAUCCAGCAGUAGAUCUGAUGCGAAUAAAACCUGCUCUAAGCAAACACGCUAUAUGAGAGUUAUUGAAAGACGACGACUGAACAGAUCUAAGGAAAGGCGUCGGCGUCGUGAAAAUCAAGCAAAAAAUCUGAUGAUCAAACAACCACUUAGUUUCGCCUUGCAAAUAUACAUCGAUUUCGGAUUUGUGCAGCGUAUGAGUGAUAAGGAAGUAGGUAAACUAGUUCGGCAAAUGGGUCGUGUUUGGGGUCUCCAAAAGAAGAGUCCUGGUUUGCAGGUUACACUUCUUUCACCAGAUGAACGCUUUUUGUGUGAAGGACGUCGGAAAAUAUCUGGUUUCGAUCAUUUCAAUUGGGUCAUUUCCAAUAAAAGUAUAGAUGAAUUUGUUACUGAAUGUCAUAUGGUGUAUUUGAGUCCAGAUUCACACCUUAAUGCAUUGCUAGAUGUGAAACCUGACGAAGUGUAUGUUAUUGGUGGCCUCGUGGAUGAAACUGGAGUUGGAUCGUUGUCAUAUUGUAGAGCAGAAGAAUUAGGCUUGGAUGCUCGACGAUUACCAAUACAAGAAUUUCUUCAUCGACGUGAUAAUGGAACAUUCAAUGUGAUGCUCACAAUUAAUCAAGUUGUUGAAAUCCUUGUGCGUUACGUCUACUCAAAAAAUUGGACUGAAGCACUUUCAGUUCUACCUAAGCGGAUAGGCUAUGAAGUCGUGAAUUCACCAAUUUAA
Messenger RNA from Loa loa (African eye worm), 843 nucleotides. RefSeq lists its product as hypothetical. The record is from RefSeq and is a predicted model, not a curated record. The transcript has 5 exons. Gene Ontology annotation, biological process: tRNA N1-guanine methylation. Lineage: Eukaryota; Metazoa; Nematoda; Chromadorea; Rhabditida; Onchocercidae. Gene Ontology annotation, cellular component: nucleoplasm; nucleus. The coding region runs from base 1 to 843 and encodes 280 amino acids. Gene Ontology annotation, molecular function: tRNA binding.